AUGUCUGCUGAAGAAGAUCUGAUCGACUACUCCGACGAGGAGCUGGCAACCAACGAGACCACCACCGCCACCAACGGCAAAAAGACCGACGCUGCUGCUUCGGCCAAUAAUAUUGAUAAGAAGGGAUCCUAUGUCGGUAUCCAUGCUACCGGUUUCCGUGAUUUUCUGCUGAAGCCUGAGCUUCUUCGCGCCAUCGCCGAUUGCGGUUUCGAACAUCCAUCGGAGGUCCAGCAAACAUGCAUUCCCCAGGCUCUCCUCGGAGGUGAUAUUAUCUGCCAGGCAAAGUCGGGUCUCGGUAAGACGGCCGUGUUCGUCCUCACUACCCUUCAACAGGUUGAGCCUGUUGCUGGCGAGUGCUCCGUCUUGGUCAUGUGCCACACUCGUGAGCUGGCCUUCCAGAUUCGAAAUGAGUACAACCGUUUCAGCAAGUACAUGCCAGACAUCAAGACUGGUGUUUUCUACGGCGGCACGCCUAUCCAGAAGGACGCCGAAAUACUCAAGAACAAGGAAACCCAUCCUCAUAUCAUUGUCGGCACUCCGGGUCGUCUUAAUGCCCUCGUCCGAGACAAGUAUCUCCGCUUGACCAGCGUUCGAAUCUUCGUCCUCGAUGAAUGUGAUAAGAUGCUUGACGCUAUUGAUAUGCGACGAGAUGUACAGGAUAUCUUUCGAGCAACUCCGCAGCAGAAGCAGGUCAUGAUGUUCUCUGCCACACUGUCCGACGAAGUGAAGCCGAUCUGCAAGAAGUUUAUGCAAAACCCUACCGAGCACUACGUGGAUGAAGACACCAAAUUGACUCUUCACGGCCUGCAGCAGUAUUACAUCAAACUUGAUGAACGAGAGAAGAAUCGUAAACUUAAUGAGCUUCUUGAUGAGUUGCAAUUCAACCAAGUCAUCAUCUUUGUCAAGAGCACUAUCCGUGCCACUGAGUUAGACAAGUUGCUCCGCGAAUGUAACUUCCCGUCUAUCUCGGUGCACUCCGGAGUCAGUCAGGAAGAACGUAUCAAACGCUACAAGGAGUUCAAGGAGUUCAACAAACGCAUCUGUGUUGCUACUGAUGUGUUCGGUCGAGGUAUUGACAUUGAGCGUAUCAACUUGGCUAUCAACUACGAUUUACCCGCCGACGCCGAUUCCUACCUCCACCGUGUUGGUCGUGCUGGCCGUUUCGGUACCAAGGGUCUUGCCAUCUCAUUCGUGAGCACCGAUGCAGACCAAGAAGUCCUUAAGGCAAUUGAGAAGCGAUUCGAGGUCGCCCUUCCUGAAUUCCCCAAGGAUGGUAUUGAUGCUAGCACCUACAUGGCAUCUUAA
Daldinia caldariorum is the source of this 1305-nucleotide messenger RNA. Its product is annotated as ATP-dependent RNA helicase SUB2. Bases 1 to 1305 code for a protein of 434 amino acids. The record is from RefSeq and is a predicted model, not a curated record. NCBI's taxonomy places the organism in Eukaryota, Fungi, Ascomycota, Sordariomycetes, Xylariales, Hypoxylaceae. Gene Ontology annotation, molecular function: RNA helicase activity; RNA binding; ATP binding. The transcript has 5 exons. Gene Ontology annotation, biological process: mRNA export from nucleus; mRNA splicing, via spliceosome.